This is a messenger RNA of Kockovaella imperatae, 1806 nucleotides long. Its product is annotated as chitin deacetylase-like manno protein MP98. Bases 322 to 1701 code for a protein of 459 amino acids. Gene Ontology annotation, molecular function: chitin deacetylase activity. Gene Ontology annotation, biological process: carbohydrate metabolic process. Gene Ontology annotation, cellular component: membrane. The transcript is spliced from 6 exons. NCBI's taxonomy places the organism in Eukaryota, Fungi, Basidiomycota, Tremellomycetes, Tremellales, Cuniculitremaceae. The record is from RefSeq and is a predicted model, not a curated record.
GUCAACUUGUUCAAGUCUACUCUCUCCCCCUCUCAGUCUCAUUUCUUGUGAUCUAUCUAUAACUCACUUGAUCAUCUACAGUGUCAAGGAAUAGUCAAGAUCCAUAAUUGCAGGUCAUCUUGUACCUGAUCAUCGAUCACUCGGUUCAAAUCACCGUCUUACCAGCAGAGAAACCGAAUUCUCUUGUUUGUCACGUACCAAGUCCCAGUCAACACGCGCACCAGAGGAAAAAAAAAACUUUCAUCCAGUCUACUGAACGAUUCUCCACUCCACAUUCAUUUCAUUUCCCCCUCCGCUUGGACUGCCGGUCGACGACUCGCCAUGCUUGCCCUCGCUUUGAUCCCCUUCGCGUUGGCGCCUUUGGCUUCUGCCCACAGAGGAUGCGGUGGCCACGAAAUUGGCAGAAGAAAUUUGGGCAUGAUGGAACCUCGUCAAGCUAGUCCAACGGACGAAGCCAGCGGUGCAGUGUCCAUCGACCCCGCCUUUGAGUGCUCCUACUACUCUUACGCCCCCGUAACCAACAUCAAAGCCAACUACCCCACUCCCUGGAUCGCUACUGGAGCCACUAUCCAACCCAACGAUCAAGCUGCCAUGUCCCUAUUCCAAACUAUCAACGCGACUGUCAAUGCAAAAUUCCCAAAUAUUCACCCCAAGGGAAACCCCAACGGAAGUUUCGUCGGUGUCCAAUACAACAACUCUGAUCCAGACUGUUGGUGGUCAUGGCAUCAAUGUGAUACUCCCGCCGCCGAUACCGGUCUCCAAGCGGAUAUCACCACUGUUCCCGAACCUUUGACUUGGGGUCUCGGUUUCGAUGACGGUCCCAACUGCUCUCAUAAUGCUUUGUACGAUUACCUCGCGGAGAACCAGCAACAUGCCACUAUGUUCUACAUCGGUUCCAACGUCAUGGACUGGCCUUUGCAAGCUCUGCGUGCGAUGAGUGAUGGUCACCAGAUCUGUGUGCACACAUGGUCUCACCAAUACAUGACUGCGUUUGACAACGAGCAAGUCUUUGCCGAACUUUACUACACCCGUCAAGUCCUCAAGGACCUGCUCGGUGUCACUCCAAAGUGCUGGCGACCACCUUACGGAGACGUUGACAACCGUGUCCGUGCAUUUGCUGCCGCUCUUAACCUCACGACGAUUGUCUGGUCAGACGACACAGAGGAUUGGCGAGAGGGCGUCGCCGCGGAUGAUGUCUCUCCUGCGGACGUCACUAGCAACUACCAAGCUGUCGUCGACAAGGUCGCCAACGGUACUUACGCGACUCACGGCCCUGUUGUGCUGAACCACGAAUUGACCAACUUCACCAUGUCUGAAUUCAUCUCUCAGUACCCUUCGAUCAAGGCUGCUUUCCAACACAUUGUCCCCCUCUGCACAGCCUACAACGUGACGCACCCAUACGAGGAAGAGGACAUUGUCUGCCCAGACUUUGCAUCUUAUGCCGCUGGAACCAAGAACGUUUCUUCUUCCACUCCCGACACUAGCUCCACCACCACCUCCAUGGGCUCCUCGGGAUCCAUGACGGGGUCCGCUACCGGCUCAGCCACUGGAUCAGCAACCGGUUCUCACUCUGCUUCCGCCUCGUCUUCCUCCAAGACUGGUGCUGCUUCUGCUCGGCUUCAGCUCGUCGGCCUUACUGGAGGAUGGACUGCCUUGAUAUUCGGAGGAGUUAUCGCAGGUGCUUUCGCCACGCUCUUCUAAGAGUGUCCACAUCGUCUAGUUAUGAACUAGUCACUUUCACGGACUUUGACUUUUCCCUUUCCCUGUAUCACGACAUGCGACAUGCAGGCAUUUGUUGACGCGAUG